This is a messenger RNA of Sceloporus undulatus (fence lizard), 1697 nucleotides long. RefSeq names its product chromosome 4 C20orf96 homolog (gene C4H20orf96). NCBI's taxonomy places the organism in Eukaryota, Metazoa, Chordata, Lepidosauria, Squamata, Phrynosomatidae. The coding region runs from base 240 to 1472 and encodes 410 amino acids. The transcript has 11 exons. The record is from RefSeq and is a predicted model, not a curated record.
GGGGUUAUCGGUCAAAUAUGGCCAUAUCAGAACUUGGGGCGGAGCAAGGAACAAAGCGAGAGACGAGAGACAAGGAACAGGACUCUUCCGAAAACAGUGUCGCUGGAACAGUUUUUGCCGCCUGUCGGCUCAGGAGGAGAAACGCUUUGGACAACGCGGGGGACUUUGUCGACGGUCCCUGGAUCCGCGGAAUGCUGUAAGGCUUCUCCUGCUCGGCUUCCGUACUUCCGGAAGUCGCCAUGGCGACGGUCAGGUCGCGCCCCGCCCUUUCCUUGGUUGCUAGGAGACGCGGAAGACGCGGGAAAAAGGGUUGGACGUUCAAAGAUAAAACAAAACAUCAGGGCCUCUCCCUGGCUUACAAAAUGUCUGCCAUGAACCCAGGCUUCAGUAUGCUGCCCAGGAGCCUGAUCAGCAGUUUAAAGAACCCGGAUUAUAGCCCAUGGCAAAGAAAAGAAACGACUAAGAAACAAACGUUUCGGCUACCGAUCUCUUUAUCAGAACCGAAGAAGGAAGGAAAAAAGAGGGCCCCACAGAAGUCAAAAGACAGAUCAGUGAGUGGAAAAACUCCUGUUUUUGGCUUGAAAAUGCCCAUGAGACAGAAGCCCCAUUUGCCUCAAGUCAUGACCAAGGAAAUGAUAAUGGGAGAGAGCUUGGACAACAUCAAGAUUAUGCAGCGAAUUGCCAAGAGCCGGAGAAGCAGCUUGGACAAACUGAAGCAUCAUUCCAACGUUCUCCUGAAGAAGAACCAGGAGCUGGUGGAGAAAAUCAAGGAAAUGGAUGCCGACACUGCCAGGCAGGCCAGAGAUCUCCUUCAGCAGCAUGACAUGUUUGGGACAAUCCUCACAACCCUUGUAGACUCAAGUGAAAAUCAAGUUGGCAGAGCGAAAAGGGAACUCCUGGAAAAAGAGAAAAUGGUGGAAAAGAAUAUGGGAAAAUUAGAUAUGGAGAUGACACGCACUAAUGCAAAAGUGCAAGCCCUUCAAGAUGAGCUCAACGUCUUGCGAUCAUACAUGGACAAGGAAUAUCCAGUAAAAGCAGUCCAGAUUGCAUCCCUGAUGCGGAGCAUCCGGAACUUGAAUGAAGAGCAACAGGAUGAAUUAGAUGAUGUUGAGGAUCUUUCUCAACGGUUCCUGGAGACCUUAGCAGAGAAAGCCUUUGAGGAGCAAGAGCACGUUUAUCAGAGCAUUGCAGAGAAGAAGCUGAGGCAGUACCAGGAUGGCCUGGAACAGAUGAGCAGGAACAAUCUAGAGCUGAAAAGACAAAUUGCAGGACAAAAGGAGGCAAGAAUUGCAAUUAUUGGUGAGUUGGUGAAAGAAAUCAAGGAAUUGCACCGGAGCAUUAUUAAACUUCACCACUCCAUCGGGGAUCCGCGGGAUGUGAUAUUUGCUGAUGUCCUCCUCCGCAGGCCCAAGUGCACUCCAGAUAUGGAUGUUGUUCUCAACAUCCCCACCGAUGAGGAUUUCCCUCUCUAGUCGUUGGAAAGUGGUUGAGAUAAAGUGCCUUGAAAACAUGGAUACAACCUUGGAGACCAGAGUGUGCCAGUUUCUCAUCUGCUUUGCUGCUCCGUAAUGGAAAUUGGCACCCUGUGCCUUAUGCCUGACUGACAUAUUAACCUCCCAGCUAAGACUUAUUGACUUGGCUUUUCCCUACAGUGUUUCAGAAUUAGCUUCUAUUAAAAACCGAUCUCUCAGAUUAAA